Messenger RNA from Nycticebus coucang (slow loris), 3395 nucleotides. It is a transcript of the gene SCML2, whose product is annotated as Scm polycomb group protein like 2. The coding region runs from base 1 to 2073 and encodes 690 amino acids. Gene Ontology annotation, molecular function: protein binding. Gene Ontology annotation, cellular component: nucleus. NCBI's taxonomy places the organism in Eukaryota, Metazoa, Chordata, Mammalia, Primates, Lorisidae. The record is from RefSeq and is a predicted model, not a curated record. Gene Ontology annotation, biological process: regulation of DNA-templated transcription. The transcript is spliced from 13 exons.
AUGGAUGUCAAAAAGGAGGAUCAAGUGAAAACUUCACAGUUAAGCACAUCUUCUGUGCAAGAUGAUUCUUUUCAAUGGGAAAAGUACUUGGAAGAGACUGGAUCUGUAAGUGCUCCUUCAGAGUACUUCAGACAGUCUAAGAUUCCACCAACUAAUGACUUCAAAGUCGGCAUGAAAUUGGAAGCACAUGACCCUCGCAAUAUGACUUCAGUAUGUAUUGCUACAGUUAUUGGAAUUACUGGAGCCAGACUGCGUUUACGGCUCGAUGGUAGUGACAACAAAAAUGAUUUUUGGAGACUUGUGGAUUCCCCAGAUAUACAACCUGUUGGGACAUGUGAAAAGGAAGGAGACUUACUUCAACCUCCACUGGGGUACCAAAUGAAUGCAUCAUCUUGGCCAAUGUUUCUUCUACGAACACUAAAUGGAUCUGAAAGGGCACCUCCAGCAUUCUUCAAGCAGGAACCACCAAUGCCACCCCUAAAUAAUUUUAAAGUGGGGAUGAAACUCGAAGCUGUAGACAAAAAGAAUCCUUGUUUGAUCUGCCCUGCAACUAUUGGAAAUGUUAGAGGAGAUGAAGUUCAUAUUACAUUCGAUGGCUGGAGUGGAGCUUUUGAUUAUUGGUGCAAAUAUUAUUCUCGAGAUAUUUUCCCAGUUGGGUGGUGCAACCUGACAGGAGAUGUAUUGCAACCACCAGGAACUAAUGUUUCUGCUACAAAGAAUACAGGAAAAACUCAGUCUUCUUCCAAAGCGACCCAGCGUUCAAUGCGGUCUUCAUCGAAAACUGCUCUACCAUUACCAACACAGCUGCCCAGGAGGUCAGGUCGAAUUAAAGCAUCUGGAAGUACUUCUGUCACCCAAAAGGGCAGUGCUCUUAAAAAUGUCACACCAAGGAAAAAAGGUGUAACCUCAGGGAAAAAGGAGAAAUUUAUUCCUGUGAUGUGUUCUACAUCUGCAACUUCUUUAACUGCUCUGGCCAGAGAGCGUGGCUUUUCAUCUGAUAGGGAUGCUGCUUCUGGGACAUCAAAAAUAGUGAUGUCUACAGUCUGUGUCUAUAUAAACAAACAUGGAAACUGUGGCCCUUUCCUGGAUCCAAAGAAAAUCCAAGCUCUUCCUGACCACUUUGGCCCAGGCCCAGUGAAUGUGGUUCUCCGUCGGACCGUGCAGGCCUGUGUGGAUUGUGCCUUUCAGUCUAAGAUUGUUUUUGGAUUCCUCAAGCCAGAUAAUCGUGGAGGAGAAGUGAUAACCGCCUCUUUUGAUGGGGAAACUCAUUCUGUCCAGCUCCCUCCAGUGAAUAGUGCAUCAUUUGCUCUUCGCUUUCUUGAGACCCUCUGCCACAACAUGGAGUGUGUUAACCUUUUGAGUAGCAAGCCUUUUAGCUCUUCCAAGCAUCGUACUUCUACCCUUGUGGAGCAAGAGAUUAAACAAGAAACAGUAAAAGAGGAUAUAUUGGAAAAGAAAAGCAUCAAACGAUCUCCUGAAGAACCUCUAUCUUGUGUUGUUCCUCUCUCUCCUAAGUUUCCCAAACCACUGAUGGAUACAUUUAAAGAAGAAGAAAUACAUCCUGAGGGAGAUGGCAUGCCAAAAGAGGAAAAGCUUUCUGAAGAUUCUGAUAAUUUGUCAACACAUUCAGAAAGUGCCUUGAGUCUUGCCCAUGGAAAUAUUAUUCGUGCUACUACUUCAGUCUCCAGAGAUAAUUCUCAAAAUAUGCCAGGCACCUCAAGUUCACCACUAGGGGGGAGCGCAUCAUUCACCAAAUUACAAAUCCACAAGAAAAACGAAGCUCCAAGUUAUAUAGCUGUACCUGACCCCAGUGCCCUGAAACAAGGAUUCUCUAAGGACCCUUCAACCUGGUCUGUGGAUGAAGUGAUACAGUUUAUGAAACAUACAGAUCCUCAAAUAGCAGGCCCCCUCGCCGACCUCUUCAGGCAACAUGAAAUUGAUGGGAAGGCUCUGCUACUACUCAAGAGUGAUAUGAUGAUGAAGUAUAUGGGGCUGAAGCUGGGGCCAGCAUUAAAGUUAUGUUACUACAUUGAAAAACUUAAAGAAGGAAAAUAUAACUGCAAAAAUUUAUAAGUUUAGGUUGGACAUAAUUCUCAGGUUUACUGAUAAUGUUUAAAAGUAUUUUUCUUCUCUUAGCAGUUUUAUAGAUGUAUUUAAAAGUAUUUUAUCAGAAUUACAGAACUAAGCAGUUCAGUCUACUUCUUUAAAAACCAUUUAAUGUGUUAGUAUUAGCAUUUUCAAAGUGGAAGUUUGUUCUUUUUCUUUUCCUUCUUUUCAUUGUACAAUUUACACAUAUAUGUCAUGCAGUAAACACAGAAAAACCAAAACAGCUGGAUCCCAAAGGAAAAAAUAUCAGAGACUCACACAACUUAUAAUUAACUUAUAAUUAAAUCCAUAAGAGUUUUUCCUCAGCUGAGAAUUUAAAGGUGCACCUAUAGAUAUCAUCUCUUUCUCUGAUACUUUAUCUGUCUGAUACCCUCCAGUGUUUUGUGUUCUAUCAGUUUCCAGAAAGGGAAUAGCCAUAUAAAUUAUUUUCCUUUCUUUUAUUAUUUGUCUUUUAUAUUUGUCCAUAUUUAAAGGAAAAAAGCUUUUAUGAAGUGUUCUUAUCAGUUUUUGAUAAACUUUUAAAAUUAUCAAUUAGAUAGAAUGAUGAUUUUAUGCAGGAGAUAUUUAUACCACCAAGGGUGGUUUGGAUAGUCUGUUUAAAAAUUUUCAGUGAAAUAACUUACUAUUUUAAAACCUUUCAUAUUUUUGCUAAGCUUGGACAGGUAACUAGGCAUUCAUUUCUUACAUCUUUAUAUGAUGAUAUCUAUGUCCAAAAUUUUAAAAGAUAUAUUUUAUUGGAUGUGUUUAUUCUUCAUAUGAUACUUUACCAUAUUUAUAUAUUCUAUGCCAGUAGGUAUACACACGUAUUUUCUUUUCGAAUAUGGCACUUUGCACUGCCACAGAGGUAUAAUAAUGAACUCUGUAUGUAGGUAGAUGUUUUUAUUUUGUUAUUAAAUGUGCAUCAUUUUUAUCACCAGUACCUCUCAACUUACUCUUCAGGGAUAAGAAACAAUCUAUGGAUUGGUUUCCAUACAGGGAAGUUUUCUGUCCUAUGCAAUGUUGCUAAUAAAUUUGCUUAGUUCUGAGCCACUGAUUCUGCUACACUUUGAAAGAUAUAUUCUGACAUUCAAAAGGAAAUGGUGCUAUAUGUUAAUUGUUAUUACUUUGUAUGAUUUUGAUGUAAUGUUUAUAAGUUAUGAGAAUGGGUUAUAAAAGUAUUAGCCAUUUGUUAUAAUGCCAAUAAAAUGUACACCAGGGGCAAGAAUGUAUACUUUCUUUUUAGAAAACCAGAUGUUCUUUAGAUAUGAAUACAACUGUUUAAAAAAUGACUUCAUCUAUGUUAUUCCUUA